GGGCAGCAGAAACAGAGUACUGGGGUUCGGACAAGAGCCCAGCAGGCGAGAGUGCAAGUGAUGACUCAUAAGGAAGCUGCGGCCACCGACGUAAUCACAGGUACCUUGCCUGUUAACUUUGAUUAUGCGCAUGUUUUAUUUGAUUCGGGUGCGUCGCACUCUUUCAUUGCUCGAUCUUAUGUUUUGAAACGAGCUUUGCCUGUUGAUACCUCUGAUUGUGAACUGCAUGUGGACACCCCUUUAGGAGGGGUGAUGACUGUAGAUAUUUAUAUUGAUGGUAGACAGCUGAGUGCUAGUCUGUUUGUGUUAGAUAUCUCCGAUUUUGAUAUCAUUUUGGGGAUGGAUUGGCUGUCAAAACACUUUGCCUCUAUAGACUGUCAUCGGAAAUGGGUAAUUUUUAAUAUUCCUGGUGAGCCAGAAUUUAGUUUUCAAGGCAGUGGUUCUUUUGCUCCACCCGUGUUAGUAUAUGCCUUGCAGGCUCAAAAAUAUCUUGUAAAUGGUUGCCAGGGUUUCCUAGUCUCUGUUAUUGAUGCUAGUAGUGUGACAUUGAGACUAAAAGACAUACCGGUGGUGCGUGAGUUUCCGGAUGUAUUUCCGGAGGAUCUCCCAGGUUUACCUCCAGAUAGAGAGGUUGAAUUUGCCAUUGACCUUGUUCCUGGCACCGGACCCGUUUCCAAAGCACCAUACCGUAUGGCUUCUGCAGAAUUGAAGGAGUUAAAGGUCCAGCUGGAGGAACUCCUUGAGAAAGGGUUUAUAUGCCCUAGUGUAUCACCUUGGGGAGCUCCAGUGUUGUUUGUCAAGAAGAAGGAUGGCAGCAUGAGGCUAUGCAUUGAUUAUCGGGAAUUGAAUAAGGUGUCUGUGAAGAACCGGUAUCCCCUUCCUAGAAUUGAUGACUUGUUUGACCAGCUCAAGUGUGCUCAGGUAUUUUCUAAGAUUGAUCUUCGAUCUGGCUACCACCAGGUGAAGAUUAAACCGGAUGAUGUGCUAAAGAUUGCCUUUCGCACCCGUUAUGGUCAUUAUGAGUUUAUAGUCAUGCCAUUUGGCUUGACAAAUGCCCCUGCCAGAUUUAUGGAUUUGAUGAAUCGGGUGUUUAGCAACCAUGCUCUUCAUGAGAAGCACUUGAGGAUAGUCCUCGAGACGUUGAAAAGGGAGAGGCUGUUUGCUAAAUUCAAGAAGUGUGAAUUUUGGCUAGAUAAUGUUGCAUUCCUAGGUCACGUUGUGACUAAGGAUGGAAUUUCUGUUGACCCCCAGAAGAUUGAGGCCGUGGUUGAUUGGAAAAGGCUGAAUAGUGUUGCAGAAAUCCGUAGUUUUCUGGGAUUGGCUGGUUAUUACCGCCGAUUUGUGGGGGAUUUCUCUAGAAUUGCUCUGCCCAUGACUCGUCUUAUCAGAAAGGACACCAAGUUUGAGUGGACCC
This is a messenger RNA of Rubroshorea leprosula, 1414 nucleotides long. The record is from the annotation of a GenBank genome assembly. NCBI's taxonomy places the organism in Eukaryota, Viridiplantae, Streptophyta, Magnoliopsida, Malvales, Dipterocarpaceae.